Messenger RNA from Synchytrium microbalum, 5076 nucleotides. RefSeq lists its product as uncharacterized. The transcript has 18 exons. Gene Ontology annotation, molecular function: chromatin binding. The coding region runs from base 1 to 5076 and encodes 1691 amino acids. Gene Ontology annotation, biological process: establishment of mitotic sister chromatid cohesion; establishment of protein localization to chromatin; replication-born double-strand break repair via sister chromatid exchange. The record is from RefSeq and is a predicted model, not a curated record. Gene Ontology annotation, cellular component: Scc2-Scc4 cohesin loading complex. Lineage: Eukaryota; Fungi; Chytridiomycota; Chytridiomycetes; Synchytriales; Synchytriaceae.
AUGAGCGACCAAGAAUGGAAUCCUGGAAUUAUGAGCAAGCAAGGAGUGACAUCACUGGCUUCUAGUGUCUCCGAUUUGUCUCAAUUGACCAAGCUAUUUCCGUCGUUUUCUAUAAUCUGUGAGCCCACAGUUACCGUGCCAACUAGUCAGAACUAUGUCGUGGUUGUCCCAUCAGUCACAAAAGUUGUGCCAUUACGACCUGAUUUUUUUGACUCUUCAUAUUCUCAUUCUGGCAAUGAAUCGUUGCAAAAUGACUCCAAGGAAAAGUCCGCUUAUGUCGCCCUGGAAGCUACCACCAAAGAGAUCUACGAUGCGUAUAUCGCAAAAGUGCAGUCUGAUAGAAAGAGAACUAUUACCGAACGAGUCAUCACACCACCCCCUCCAUCGUCACCAGCAGCUGCUCAAUAUGCAUCAUCACCGUCGUCAAAACAACUACGACAACAAUAUAUGCCACUCACAUUGGACGCUGACUAUUCCAAUAGCCCUACCGUAAAACGAAGUCGAGCUGAUGAAGUGUUGCGUGACACCUCGAAGCUAAAGAGAAGGCGAACUCUUGAUGCAGAUUCCAAGUCAUGGCAGUCUUCUCUUAAAAAGUGCGCAACGAUCAUCCCUGAAUUGCUCAGGGAAUAUGAAUCCAAAUCAGACGCUUCUGAAGUGUUUGAGGACUCCCUAUUAAGCAAGACGGUUCUAUCAAAGCUCUGUAGAGCUAUGACUCGAGUCAUUGAUGCCAGUAAACUGGCUAAGCUGGUCGACACAUUGGACGAAAACUCGAUUGAAGUACUGGUCCAAAUUCUAGCAGCCAGAAUUCGAGAUGCAGAACAUAUUGAUGUCGGGAUAAAAACGAUUGCCAAGCAAAGCUCUGAAAAAUCCUCUGAAUCUGAGGACAAUUCAGACAUUAUGGACGCCGCUACCAAGAAAUUGCAUCGUGCUGCUGCAGGCUUAGAGGCUGGCUGCUUGUAUUUGUCAAUAUUAUGUGGUGGAAAGGUGGAAAGCGAAGGAAUUAUACCCAAUUCGUUGUAUUCAGAGGACCUGAUUCGUGCUGUCGUAAAUAUGGCCAAGAAUCAAAUUGCAGAUACUCUAUAUGCUGUCAUUGAGUUGGUUUCUCGAAAAGCCCUACCCUUGACUGCAAGCUUCGAGACCAAAAUGGCUGGAAUCUGCACCUGUUGUGCCGAGGUUUUAGGUCGUUUCGCUAAUCUGCUGGUUAAUCUUAAGUUGGACGAUAUAGUAAUCGGCUCAGCAAUUGCCGCAGCCCAUUCAACUUUUAUGCUUGACGGUGUCGAUGAUGUUGACGAGAAUGUUACAUCCUUCGUCGCAUCUCUAAAUUUAGAUUCCCUGCAAAUGAUGGCAUUAAAGCUCUUGAAAGCCAUAUACGCAGAUUUCCCUUCACAUAGACGUGAUAUCCUUGAAAAUGUUACUACAAGCUUCACUCAACAAACCUCAAAUCCAAAAGCUCCACGUCGAUAUCGCCUCAGUAAUGGUAAAAAGAUUCACGUAAUUUCUGCACUUGUACUGCAACUUGUGCAGUCCUAUGCUUCAUCUGCAAAAGCUAUUGCCAGCUUGCAAGAAGUCGUUGGGAUCAAAUCUAGCAACGCUUUACAGCAUGUCACGAACGAUGCCGAAAUUGAAAUGGACCUUGAUGUACCAGUGUCGCCGCUAAAAGCCCUGCUUCAAUCGCCUCAGAAGGCAACAGGAUUUUCUAGCAAGUCUAGAAAGUCUGGCUCAUUGAUUCCCGACGCAGACCUAGUCGAAUCUUCCGUAUGUGUCAAAGUUGCUAAGGUAGCUCGAAAGCUGUUCAUCAUCCCAGCCAAUACAGCUGCUCGAACUAUAUUGCACUUCUUCGUCACCAAAUGUAGCUCAUCUGCUUUGGAGACGGACAAAGACAAGAUUGAAAAGACAAAACGCACCAAAGAGGCUCUCACAACAGAAAAAGAGUAUUCAGCGGUCUUUGAUGUAUUUCUACAAGAUGUAUGGACGACUCUAGAGACAGCAGAAUGGCCAGGUGCAACAAUUCAAAUAUUGGACAAAAAGCAGUCCUCAGCUGCAGACCAGUCACAUGCACUCGACAAGUUGGCUCAUCUCGCUUGUCGUCUCGGUAGUCUCAUCUCAAAGCAAACUGAGAGUCAAACUGAUACUCAAUUACUGGAUCAUCAAAAACAGAUCAUUGCUUACUUGCAUGAUCAGCAAAAUGAUGACUACUCAGUGGCCGCUCAAUCUUGGAUGGUAACAUGGAUGUCCUCACUUCCAUAUAUAGUCAAAAACGGCACUUGCGAUGUCGCAACCGCAGACGAUUUGUGUUUGAGCUACUGCCAUCUACUUACAUCUCCCUCGAUGGAAUCAAAAGAGUCGUAUGAUAAAAUAUCUGCAUCAGACGUCGCCUUGUUGCUUCAAGAUGCGCUAGUCUCCAUGCCGCCAUACUCUUCAUACGAGAUAUAUGUCAAACGAAUACUUUCGUGUCUUGACUCGGAUCUGGCUGGUGUAAAAGCCAAGGCCCUCCGUGCUUUGGGACUCGUCGCUGCCUCAGAUCGUCGUAUACUUACCAAUCCCAAUGUCACCAACGCAAUGCAAGCAAAACUGACAGACCCGAGCCCAGCGGUCCGUGAUGCAGCUUUGGAAUUUCUCGGAAAACAAAUAUGCAGUUCAAGCGAUAUAACGGUCUUGCGCCAUUAUUAUCCAAUUGUCCAAGCUCGGAUGCUGGACGUGGCACUCGUAGUCAGAAAGAGAAUGCUGAAACUUGCUAGAGAUAUGUUUAACCAGUUGCUUCAACUUGAAGUUAGGACUGAUCUCGAUCAAGAGAUCCUAGUUGGCAUUGGAAUGCACUUGUUGACUCGUCUUGACGAUUCCGAAGAAAGUGUACAGGAGGCUUCAGUCAAAACGCUUCUGGAAAUGUGGCUGAACCCGCUCCACAACACCAAGACAUAUUCGGCCGUCUCGUUACCCAUACGAAAAGAAAUCUCUGAUCGUAUCAUGUUGAUUAGACAAACAGUCGUUCUCACUCGUCAUACCGAGUCUGCUUUCAGUGAAUUGCUGAAGCAACUCUUUAAUAAAAAAAAAUCAACGAGCAAAUCUGUUCAGCAACUAGAUGGUGCCCUCAAGAUGUUGAAUGAGUGUCUAUUUGAGAAAUUGAUGACGGAAAUGGUAAAUGCUGACUACGAUUCAUCACGAAAAUCGUUGGUGUUAUUGUCAAGUGUCUCGCAAUAUAGCUCUGCCGGUCUGAUCACUCAGGCCGGAGCGCUCUCAUCAUACUUGAGCGGAGAGUCUGCAAAAGCAGACCAACGAAUUCCCACCUUGAUCCUGUCAGUGUUGGCCAAUGUCUCUCCGUAUCUCGUUGACCCAGAUGCCAAAUCUAUGACGCUAUUGGAAGUCGAGCUCACCAGUCUUUUAUCAAAAAGCAAUAGUCAAGCGAUCGUGGAAGGUGCCGCUCGAUGUUUGUCUAUUCUGGUCCAAAGAAUUACAUCUAAUUAUGACAGGCUGGUUUUUCCCUUGGCAAGAACUAUUGAAAUGAUGCAGGAUGUUCUUGGGAAGCUAUCAAAGCAAUUACCUGCCAGAGCUGAUCCACUUAGCAUAACCCAAAUAAGAAGAGCAGCCAUGGGAUAUGAUACUGUGACGAAAGCUGUAUAUGUGCCGUUGCUAAAACUGGCUGUUUCGGGCAUCCCUGAAUUAGAUAGAGCUGGCUUCGUUGCUCUUUCUCGCCUAUUUAUCGUCAAACCCCGCUUGAUGCAAGCUGAGCAGUCUCGUAAUCUGAUUGACGUCACGUUUGCCAGCAAGGAUCCUGGAAUAAAGAUUCAGUUACUUCGCUUCUUGUUGGAGUUUCUGCAAAUUGAAGCUGAACGCUUCCAAGCUCCAACUGAGAAUAUCAACAAUAAAGGGGGUGAAGUUAGUCAAGGCGGGAUGGUCAGUGCUUUGAUUGGAAAUCACGACGAGAUGACAGAUUAUGGAGUCUCAUCGUGGUUGAUGCAAACAUAUGCAGAGAAUGUCAUAACUUGUCUGCUGGAUGGAGGCGAGACCUUACUGGUGCCGGCCUUCGAAGUCAUUGCUAUUACUGUGAAACAAGGUCUCGUCCAUCCUCUUUUCUGUGUCCCUGCACUUGCAGCGAUGCAAUCUUGUAAAGAAUCCGAUAUAAGAGAUCGAGCUCAUGUCUUGCACAAGGAGUUGGCUGUAAAGCACUCUAGUAUGAUGGGAGCCAAAAACCUUGACUGUGUCAAGACGGUCUUUGAUUAUCAAACCAAAGCUGGUCCUAGUGACUCAGUUCCUCUGGCAAUGUUUUAUACUGUCAUUCAGUCACUCAAAAAGUCAGUCAGAAACGACUUUCUCAAGGCGUUGGUUGCGGUGUUUGAUUCCAAGACUGAUGUCGAGGUCUCGAUACCCUUCUUCCGUUUUGUUGCUGAGAAUCUUGCUAGUCUACCAUUUAAGACUAUGGAGGAAGUAGUAUUCGUAGUGACAUAUGCCAAUCGACUACUAGGAAUAACUGCAGAGUCAGAUCUGAAGUGGAUUGAAAGCCAUGUUUCUGGUGAGGAACAAUCGGAAUUGCAAGUUCAAAGACAGGAUCGCCUUACCGAAGUAGCUACGUCGUCAUUGAGCAUGGGUAUGCUUCUCUUGGCCAAGAUCCAUUUGGAGACUGCUUAUCGUGUCACUCACGCUACUAGUGUCAAAGAUGGUCCGCGAAAUUCUGAGCAUCCUCUCACUACUCUAGCGAUGACGCCCUUCAACUGGAAUCGCCUCAAGUAUGCCUGCCAACCAAUGACGAAUGCUGCUGAGAUGCAGGAGCACUGUCUUCAGUUCCAGUCAUUGAUGACUGAAGACCACAUGCCAUCGGAUGAAGUUAGCCAAGAAGUCGGAAUGGACGUUGAUUUGCCAGCUGAGCCCCUUGAUGUUCCAGAUGAACCUCAGCCUCCUCCUGGCAAGAAGCGAAAACGCGUUUCCUUGGAACCUAAACAGACUCGGCGUCCACCAGUCUCCAAGUCUCGCAAGUCUAUGCCUGCCAGUCCAGUAGCUUCAAAGCCAAAGAAGAAACGUAAGAGCAAAGCAGCCGAGUCUGAUUUUGAAUCCGAUGAAGAAGACGAGAACUAUACCCAAUAA